CGUGCGUGGCCGCGUCGUGCGUGCCGUGCGUGGCGGGGGAGCAGGCCGCAGCGGCGGGGUCGGGGCCGCGGCGAUGCUGGAGGAGGCGGGCGAGGUGCUGGAGUCGGUGCUGAAGGCCUCAUGCCUGCCGCUCAGCUUCCUGCUCUUCGUGCCCGCCGUGCUCCUGCUCCUGGGCCCGCCGCCCGCCGCCGAGGCCGCCCACGAGUUCACGGUCUACCGCAUGCAGCAGUACGAGCUGGGCGGGCAGCCCUACGGCACCAGGAGUGCGGUGCUUAACACAGAAGCCCGCACUGUAGAAGCAGACGUCCUGAGCCGCCGCUGCGUCAUGAUGCGGCUGGUGGAUUUCUCCUAUGAGCAGUACCAAAAGGCUCUCCGCCAGUCAGCUGGUGCUGUGGUGAUCAUCUUGCCACGAUCUAUCUCUUCUGUCCCCCAGGAUGUUGUAAGGCAAUUCAUGGAGAUAGAGCCGGAAAUGCUUGCUAUGGAAACCAUUGUGCCAGUCUACUUUGCAGUGGAAGAUGAAGAGCUGCUGUCUAUCUAUGAACAAACACGGGCUGCUUCUGCAUCGCAGGGUUCUGCCUCGGCUGCAGAAGUUCUGCUGCACACGGCAACUGCUAACGGCUUCCAGAUGGUGACCAGUGGAGCUCAAAGCAAAGCUAUCAAUGACUGGCUCAUACCCAGCGUGGAGGGAAGGCUAACGGGGCUGGGUGGAGAAGACCUGCCCACUGUUGUGAUAGUUGCCCACUAUGAUUCUUUCGGAGUGGCUCCAUGGCUGUCACAUGGCGCUGACUCCAAUGGCAGCGGUAUCUCAGUGCUACUGGAACUAGCCAGGCUGUUUUCCCGGCUCUACACCUACAGACGUACCCAUGCUGGGUAUAACUUGCUGUUCUUUGCAUCUGGAGGUGGCAAGUUUAAUUAUCAAGGAACCAAGCGGUGGCUGGAAGACAACUUGGACCACACUGAUUCCAGCCUGCUGCAGGACAACGUAGCGUUUGUUCUCUGCCUUGAUACUCUGGGCCGAGGCAAUAGCCUUCACCUCCACGUCUCAAAGCCUCCCAAGGAGGGGACCUUGCAGCACGCGUUUCUGAGAGAACUGGAGAUGGUUGUUGCCAGCCAGUUCCCAGAGGUGAAGUUUUCCAUGGUGCACAAGAAGAUAAACUUGGCUGAGGACAUGCUGGCAUGGGAGCAUGAGCGUUUUGCAAUCCGACGCUUGCCAGCGUUCACCAUCUCCCACCUGGAGAGCCACCGGGACAGCCUGCGCAACAGCAUCAUGGAUAGGAGGGCACGAAUAGAUACUAAGGCACUAAUCAGGAAUACUAGGAUCAUUGCUGAGGCUUUGACAAGGGUCAUCUACAACCUCACGGACAAGGGAGCACCUGCAGAUCUGCAGAUCUUCACGGAUCAGAUGCAGAUCCAGCAGGAGCAACUAGAAUCAGUGAUGGACUGGCUGAGCAGUCAGCCCAGGGCUGCGCAGCUGAUUGAUAAAGACAGCACCUUCCUCAACACCUUGGAAUAUUAUAUGGGUCGCUACCUGAAGGAUGUCAAACAGCAUCACGUAAAGGCAGACAAACGGGACCCUGAGUUUGUUUUCUAUGACCAGCUGAAGCAGGUGAUGAAUGCGUACAGGGUCAAGCCAGCCAUCUUUGACCUGCUUCUGGCUGUCUGUAUUGCAGCCUACCUUGGUGUUGCCUAUGUUGCAGUGCAGCACUUUGGUCUCCUUUACAAGAUGAUACAGAGAUUAUCCCUUAAAAACAAGCAGCAGUGAAGUAACGAGUCACCCAUCACCCAUCCAGCAGCACUGAGCCAUCGGUGAGCCCAUCGGGAACCUCCUGCCUUCCAUUGAAUCCUGCUGUUUCUCUUCCUCUGUCUCCUCUCUGCUACUCUAUAGAGGGGAGGAAGGCAGAAAGAAAAUGAAAUUUUAACUCUUGUGCACCUUUGAAGUGCUUUUCUUCCCCUCCUUCCCCUGACUUGCACCAUGUCCGUUUUCCUUUGCUUUUUGGCAAGGGAAGAGGCUCAGCGACUUCAGUAGUUCCUGCAGGUUGCUUAAACAUUGAACGGCUGUUUCUGAGCAGCUUCUCUGAGCGUAAGAACCAAGUCCAGCACCUUCGCGGACACGUGUGCCAUACAGCCAACUCGGAAGCUGAACCUACAGAAUAGAGUGACGUGUUACCUCUGCCCAGCAAACGAGGACUCAGAGCAGUUGUUUAAAAGGAGGAAAAAAAAAGUGCAUAUGCAAAUUGAAGAGAACACUAUUAGCGUGUAUUGUUAUGGCACCUCUUUGUUAAGUCCACUGCCUGGCUCUAGGAAAGCGUGCUGAGCACGCAGCGUCUGCAGCAAGCGUCAUCUUGCAUUUUGUUUAGACUGCAAUAACUCGUUUCCUUUUAGGAGGCGCGCUGUCAACGAUCUUGACUGUUACUGACAGAUGAGGAGAGAUCGUUAAAACGGGUUCCUUGCGUUAGGGUUCUUACAGGUUCUCUCCUGUCUCUGUUGGAGUAUGUAUUUUGCUGUGUACUUGAUUUCUUUUAAAACUGAUGGUCCUCGAACAGUUGCCACCACUGUGUGCUGAACUCUUGCUUGGUUUUUAAGGGGUGUUCUACAGUCCCAGCUGCUGCAGGACGGCGUUCCCUGCUGUUCCACGUAUUGAAACGAGCUGGUUAUAUUCAUAACAAGAGCAGCCCGGCUCCUGCUGAGCUCUGAUCUGUAAUCCCUUCAAUCUUCAUUCCUCAAUUUUCACUUCCAGAUGGGUUCUGGAUUUCGGGGGUGUUUUCCCAUGUUCACCUGCAUCUCAGGGUCUCAUUUCACAUUUUUCAGCUCCGUUAUUUCUGGAAACACUGUUCCUGGCUGCACGUAUGAGCAAGUUCCCAAAGUGCUUGUUGCUGUCCUUUCAUGUGCUGCCACCAGUAUGUAUGAAGGGAGGCAGGUCAUUUAGCCAUUAAAAAGCAAAACAAAACAAAUUUAAGUUUUAUGAAUGUCAUUUUAAACAUGGCUGUUUCUAGAACUGUACCUAAGAGAGCGUGUCUUGGAGCAUGCACUCUCCGUUCCUUUUAUCCUUGAGCGAGCCUUAUAUUUAGUUUGCUGAUUUUUCUGGACGGAGAGAGCUAUGUAGUUGCCCAAACCAGUUGCCAGUGCUGUGCCAAGAUCGGGAGGGCCAGGUGAUUGUCAUUGUCAUCAUCUUAAGUCUUUCCUGAAUGCACCGUGCCAGGUAAGCAGGAUACUUGUCACCAAUUUCUGGCGAAAGCCUUUCUGGGCAGUGUUACGCCUUGUUUACCCUCAAGUUCUGAAAAAUACAUUAAGGUACCGACUACGAGUCCUAAGCUAGUUGGAGUUCUAGAAGAUGUCCUGCCUGAUUACUGCUGUCCUGUCACUCAACGACGUUUUGAGUCCUUUCUGUAAUUUGUUCUAUGCACGUGAGGUCUCUUCACAGGCCACGGUGACUACCUUAUUUUUUUUUUAAAUGACUGCUUGUAUUUAAACCAGCAUCUUUUACAGAGGCCGGAAAAGCUCUUGUGGGUUUGGAUGAAGGUGUACUCCUUUUUUUUUUGUUGUUUUUUUUUUCGUGUGCGAGGAAAACUGGAGCUGUGCGUCCUUGUCUGCGCCACAGCUGCUGCGCGCGCACUUGUUAGAAAAGGGGCUGUUGUGGCCAGUCACUGUCCUCGUCCUUUGGAUGGGGACCAAAGCCCUGAUUUCCAUCCAUCUUUCCUUGUUUCCCUGUAGUGAAACAAGCUCUCCUUGGCAUACCCUUACCCUGUGAUAUGUGCUUUCUGCUGCUUUAAAUGGGUUGCAACUCGUUCUUUAAAGGGUCUUUUCUUUUCUGGGAGAGCGUGCUGAUGUCAGUGGCUUACUGUAGUAUCGGCAGGUGGCAUGGUACCAAGCGCUCCUGAAAUAUCAGCCCUACAGGGAAACUUGCCUUUUUUCUGAUCUUUUGAGUGCUUAUUUAAAAUACGUCUCUGCGCAUGCAGGAAGUGUUCGUGACGCUCCUCUGCCAAAUGAAUUUGUAAUGGCUUCAGAAAUUGCUGGAGUGGCUGGAAGACGAGCCUGGAUUGUUUUCCGCUGCCUUUUAUGCUCUGCCCUCGGAGACGACAUAUGCCGUGCUGUGGGAAGGGGCGUGCUCUGGACUGUGGGUCCAGCACGGGCGCUACAGUGGUUGUCUGAAGAACUUCUCCGUAGGUUCUGAAUAUCCACAAGUAGUUCCCAAGGCUUCCGUCUGCAUCGUGCGCUUCUAGGGUGUUACACUUGGAGAGGGGGUGUUCCCUCCAAUCCAGCAGGUGACUCAGCCAGGCUUAAUGAAACUCUGUUAUGUCGCUGAGAAAAAUUGGGAAAAAAAAAAAAAAAAAAAAAAAAACAACCCAAAA
Messenger RNA from Chroicocephalus ridibundus (black-headed gull), 4349 nucleotides. RefSeq names its product nicalin (gene NCLN). The transcript has 15 exons. Gene Ontology annotation, biological process: regulation of signal transduction. Gene Ontology annotation, cellular component: endoplasmic reticulum membrane. Bases 74 to 1762 code for a protein of 562 amino acids. Lineage: Eukaryota; Metazoa; Chordata; Aves; Charadriiformes; Laridae. The record is from RefSeq and is a predicted model, not a curated record.